AUGUGGAAGAAGAUAUUCUUAGAUAUUGCAUGUUUCGUCAGAGGAUGGGAGAAAAAUCAAGUAAUAGAGGUAUUAAAGAAUUGUGGUUUUAAAGAAAGAAUUGGUAUAAGUGUUCUCUUGGACAAAUCUCUCCUAACUGUGAAUUAUAAGGGAUCUUUGGAGAUGCAUGAUCUACUACAAGAAAUGGGUGAAAAAAUUGUUUGUUUUGAAUCAGGUGGAAACCUUGAAAAGCAGAGUAGGUUGUGGCUUAUUAAUGACUUGCUUCAUGUAUUGGAGAACAAUAUGGCAACAGAAGCAAUUCAAGCCAUAGUUGUCUCAUGUUGGGAAAAGUAUUUCAACUUUGAAGAAUUUUUUGAAGGGUUUUUAAAGAUGUCUAAUCUUAGAUUGCUGCAUUCAGUCAACUUGAAGUUCAUUGACCUUAGUCAUUCCAACCGCCUUAUUAGGACACCUGACUUUUCAGGUGUUCCAAAUCUUGAGGUACUAAACCUUUCUGAUUGUUUUAGACUGGUUGAGAUCCACCCAUCUAUUGGAAAACUCAACAGGCUUGAGAUACUAAAUCUUUCUUGGUGCGGUCAAUUGGUUGAGAUCCACCCAUCUAUUGGACAACUUAGCAGGCUUAGGUAUUUAGAUCUGCAACACUGCUAUUUUCUUACAGUUCUUCCCACCCUUUCUUCUGAAAUGGAGUCCCUUACGGUUCUUAAUACUUAUGGUUGCUCAAGUCUCAAUUCCUUUCCGAAAUUUACUGGAAUUAUGAAAAGCCUAUCGGAACUCAAUUUGGGUUUAACUACUGUUAAGAAUCCAGCACCCUCAUCAAUAUUCGAGUGUUUGACUGCCCUUACUUUCUUAAAUCUAAGUUCCUGCUCAAAACUAGAAUCAUUGCCAAGGCUUCCAUCAACUGUAAGAUAUAUAAAUGCUGAAGGUUGUUCUUCCCUAAAAUGGUCACCAGAACGGGUCAAACUGAGUAUCUGGUCACAACUUUUCUCCCAAUGGCUUCCGUAUGAUGAGAGCGGCAGUCGACUGGGAUUUACAAUAUUGUUCCAUUUCCUACAGGGACUCCUUUGUCGUAAAGCCAUUUUGGAUGGAUCUAUUUUUCCGUCAUGUUUAACUCAAGUAGUGGAGAAUUCAAUAAGCAUAGAGCUGCCUUCAAAUUGGUAUAAUAGUAAAUGGAUAGGAUUCACUCUUUGGGCAUCAGUAUCAAAUUUGUUAGACUUUAAAAAUGGUAUUAGAUUUAGAGCUCGUGUGAUAGCCCUUGGUGAUACGCCUCAGAAUCACUGUGCCUCUGAACUUUUCACUAUUUUGAUAAAUCGUGGGGCCUGCAUUUGCCUCUUGUAUUUGUCUCGUGAUGAUUGGUUUUCUACUGUUGGGAAUGAUGAAUGCAGUCAGAUUAAGGUUAUAUUUGAGACCGAUAAAAGAACCCUGUAUAUGGGGGAAUGUGGGGUCAGUUUGAUAUACAAGCAAGAUGUGAAUGAGUUCAACCAAACAAAUGCACAAUGUUUGAUUAAGAGUUUUGGGGAAGAAGUAUGCAUCUAUAAAUUAACUGCUGGUGAUGAUGAUGAUGAUGAUGAUGAUGAUGAUGAUGUACAUGUAAUAAAUAAUGAUGAUGAUGAUGUACAUAUAGUCCGUGAUGAUGUACUUAUAUUUGGUGAUGAUGAUUUUGAUGAUGAUAUAUAG
Molecule: messenger RNA, 1671 nt
Organism: Quercus lobata
Lineage: Eukaryota; Viridiplantae; Streptophyta; Magnoliopsida; Fagales; Fagaceae
Product: TMV resistance protein N-like
Exons: 5
Coding region: 1-1671 (556 amino acids)
Biological process (GO): defense response
Molecular function (GO): protein binding
Source: RefSeq, a predicted model, not a curated record